AUGCCGACCACAAAAUCCCCUGCCACAAACCCAAACAUCACACCCGAUCCAUCUCAGAAUGGUUCCACAGUCCGCAAAGCCUUCCUCUUAGAAGCCUUCGCAAACCUCUUCACCAUACCACUAAUAACAAACACAAGCCGGACGCUAUCCCUCCUCCUGAACAACCCUUCUCGCGAUAUCAACCCCACUUCGAUCCUUUUCGCCCGUCUUUUCGGCGGUUUGGUCGUAGGCGGUCUGACGUCCGCCUUGCUCGCGGGCGCGACCAAUACGCGCAAUGGUAUCGAGAGCCGACGACCUACAUAUAUGCUCCUGGGGCUUGGAGAAGCGGCGUUGAUCCCCAUGAUAGUAUUGGACUUAAUAGAAGGAGGAGGGCCAAAUGCAGCGCUAAGCAAGGGGGUUGCUGCGGCUAGUGUGGCGUGUUUGGUACCGCCGCUUUUCUGGAGGUUGUAUGUGCUUUUCGUUCGGCCAGAUUUGCUAGGAAAGUAUACAGAAGAGGAAAAGACUAAUGGUGGUGCAAGGAGCAGCGGUGGAUAUGGUGCUAUUAAUACGCGCGAAGACUAA
This is a messenger RNA of Alternaria burnsii, 561 nucleotides long. RefSeq lists its product as uncharacterized. The transcript has 2 exons. NCBI's taxonomy places the organism in Eukaryota, Fungi, Ascomycota, Dothideomycetes, Pleosporales, Pleosporaceae. Bases 1 to 561 code for a protein of 186 amino acids. The record is from RefSeq and is a predicted model, not a curated record.